GGCGGCAUCCUGUAGCUAGUUCAUGUGUUUGGCUACACGACAGAUAAUUUCACAUUGAGGAUACUUAAAGAGAUAAACUUGACAUCGAGGACAUUCAAAGAGAGAUAAACUUAUUUUCUGUGGUGAUAAGCAGUUCUAGUGAAGAAAUGUCUACCCCAGGAAAGUCAGGCGGCCAAAAGGGCAAAAUAAGGGCUAUUCCACCCAAGACCUCCUUCUCCUGCCCUUUUGCACUGCAGUGGAGCCCACUUCCUCAACAUGACAUGCAUUUCAUCCUGGCUACCUUAAAAGAAAAACUAACUUCCAUGGGUCUCGAGAAGAAAGAGCCAAAGGUGUUUCGGCCGUGGAAGAAAAAACAGACACAUCAAACUUCCUCGUCUAGGUCAAAUCCCGUCUCAGAGGAGAGGCAGGACCCAGAUACGAAGGAUUUUCCACAGGGUGGCUGGACAGAUGCAGCAGCGAGGAGACAACUCGCGUUGGGCAUCAAUGAGGUCACCAAAGCUUUGGAGAGGAACCAACUCAAACUGGUGUUAGUGUGCAAGUCUGUCAAACCGAAGCACAUGACCAACCACCUGAUAGCUCUGAGCGCCACCAGAGGAGUCCCCGCCUGCCAAGUUCCCCGGCUGAGUGAGAGCGUGGCGCAACCGCUGGGCUUGAAGAGCGUCCUAGCGCUGGGGUUCCGGCAGAACGAUUGUCGAGCAGACAGCAACGAUGUGUUCACCGACACCGUGGAAGCCAUCAUACCCAAAGUGCCCGCACUGGAUGUUGCUUGGCUACAAGGUGAGGCAGCAAGUGUCGCAUUACGACCGGAGGAACGCAAGAGGGCUGGCCAGAAAAGGAAACUGGAGCCUGAGUGUGAAGAGUCUGCCUCAUCCGCCACACUGCAACCUCUCAAAGUGAAAAGAGUAGUUCCAAAUCCUGCAAAGAAAAGAAAGCUAAGAGCAAAGAAAGGCAAAUGACAAGUCAGUCCGAUAAGUAUGUUUGGCACAUGGGCUCUUACCGUUUCUGUCUGGAGAGAACUGUUUUAUUUUGAUUGAUUUAAUGUGAGACAUUUUUUUCUGCCGGUUUGACUUCGGUCCUCACAUUCCGUAUCCAGCCCACACAGAAAAAAGGUGAAAAAUGACUGCUUUUGGUACUACUUGUACUGUACAACCAAAAGGCGCCAAACUGCCUGAUUGACUUUGUCAUCGCCAUUCUGUUGAGGUGCCAUUUAUAAAGAAAAAGCAACAUGGAAAAAAAAGGCGGGGAAAUGCUUUUGACACUACAAACCAAAAGUAAUGGGUCGACAUCGUCCUACUAUUCAGUGCUGGUGCUGUUUACAUAGAAUAAAGCAGUGUUUACCCUUGCAAGCAUUUUGCCUCCCGCAGUUGUCGAGCUGGCGCACAAUUUGUGAAUGGUACGCAUUAGCACGAAAUGACUACGGUCCCGCAUAAUAUUUACACCUCGUACUGUUUAGAUCUACGCGACACGCAUUGUUUCUGCAUGGGUAUGCAUUGUCACCACCACGUCCCGCAGUCGUGACAUUUUGUCCCACUUUAUAUUAUCUUGCAGCUGCAGAAGGAGAAUGUGGAAAGAGCAGGAAAGAGGCAUUAAUUACAAAAAAGGAGGCAUUGACAAUGUAGGAGAGGGAAUUGCCAAUUAGAAGACAUCACUUUGGUUGUUAUAUUAGUUAUUAACAGAAAUUUACAAGGAAAACCCAAGAGGCUAUAGAAAUUACUUGAAUUCCCCCAACUUGGUCCAAAAGGUGGGCGAAAAGUUAACCCAUUGAUGUGAAUGAGACGCUUUGAUACGCACCACCCGCAUUGUGUGCAUUCACGUUGUAUUCAUGACUAGUUCAGGGAAAUUAUGCGUGUCACAAAUUUUGAACAUUUAAACAUUUUCUGUGCGCACUGGCACGCAGCCCCGCACAGUUUACACAUACUUCACAUCUGUUUACCACCAAUUUACUCAUUGGCACGCAAAAUUGCGUACCACUGCGGGGACAAAAUGCGUGAAAGUGUAAACCCAACUUAAUGAUACAGAAAAACAGACUUUUGAUACACUGUCCAAAUAAUUGCCAGUGUGACAUGUUCGUUCCAUUUACACAGGGGAGCAACAAAUGGAAUAAAGGUAGAAAAAUGCCACCUCUUAUAGGAACUGUGUUUUGAUAUUAACCCCAAAGGUGGAAAAUUGCUGGACUGACUUUGUCCUCCCCAUACAGUAUUGGUGCCAUUUAUACAGAGGAGUAACACAGAAAAAGGAAAGGGGCUAAAUGAGAGAGAGAUAAUCAGUCCUUAAUUCCUGACAACAUCCUGGAUAAUGCCAACAUAGAAGUACUUCAGGUUGUAAAGAUGAUGCAGCUUUACAUAGCCAAGCAACACCAUAGCUUUUCUGUGACGGACAAUAAAUGUAAAAAUGCUCCUUGUUGAUUUUGUGAAGUGAAUUUAUUCAAAUAUCCAUGCUGGUAUAGGCGGCGUGUGUUGAAACAGAUUGACAUUUGCAUGGGCUCAUGUGGUCUAAAUGAUGCUGGUACAAGUUCUUUAAUCUUUCUCGCAUCUUACAAUGGACUUGAAUAAAAAUAUUGUUCUUCAGUUUAACAAAGCUGUAUGUUUCGUCUCCAAAGUACACCCCGCCCCUUCAUUCCGGCGAAGCCUCAAAAGUCUGAAAAAAAAUCUUCCAAAUAAGGCAGGUAUUGGGGGGGUUGAGUCGUCACUAAAGGGCAUAGCUAGUAACAUCGAGACUACAAUCACAGCAGCAACAUGCGCAACAUUCACACAAAUGCAGGC
Messenger RNA from Dunckerocampus dactyliophorus (ringed pipefish), 2762 nucleotides. It is a transcript of the gene rpp38, whose product is annotated as ribonuclease P/MRP 38 subunit. Bases 147 to 956 code for a protein of 269 amino acids. Gene Ontology annotation, biological process: tRNA 5'-leader removal. The record is from RefSeq and is a predicted model, not a curated record. Gene Ontology annotation, molecular function: ribonuclease P RNA binding; ribonuclease P activity. The transcript is spliced from 2 exons. Gene Ontology annotation, cellular component: nucleolar ribonuclease P complex; ribonuclease MRP complex; fibrillar center. Lineage: Eukaryota; Metazoa; Chordata; Actinopteri; Syngnathiformes; Syngnathidae.